CACAGACUGGAGGCCAUGUUGUACGCCCUGGACCAGAUCAACAAUGAUCCCGAAAUCCUCCCCAACUUGACCCUGGGCGCCCGGAUCCUGGACACAUGCUCCCGGGAUAUCUACGCCCUGGAACAGUCGCUGACCUUCGUCCAGGCCCUGAUUCAAAAGGAUACCUCGGAUAUCCGGUGCUCCGACGGGGGGCUGCCCAUCAUUCCCAAACCGGAAAGGGUCAUCGGGGUCAUAGGGGCCUCAGCCAGCUCUGUCUCCAUCAUGGUGGCCAACAUCCUGCGGCUCUUCGCGAUCCCUCAGAUUAGUUAUGCGUCGACCGCCCCUGAACUCAGCGACAACAAUCGCUACGACUAUUUCUCGCGGGUGGUGCCUCCCGACUCCUACCAGGCACAGGCCAUGGUGGACAUCGUCAAGGCGCUGGGCUGGAACUACGUCUCCACCAUCGCCUCGGAGGGCAACUACGGCGAGAGCGGCGUCGACGCCUUCGCUCAGAUCUCCAGGGAAGCCGGUAAGGGCCUGGUCUGGGGCGUCUGCAUCGCCCAGUCUCUGAAAAUCCCCCGGGAGCCCAAACCGGGCGAAUUCGACAAGAUCAUCCACCGACUGAUGGAGACGCCCAACGCCCGCGGGAUCAUCAUCUUCGCCAACGAGGACGAUAUCCGGAGGGUGUUGAAAGCAGCCAACAUGGCCAACCUGACCGGCCACUUCCUGUGGGUGGGCUCGGACAGCUGGGGGGCAAAGGCCUCACCCGUGCUGCACCAGGAGGAGGUGGCCGAGGGAGCGGUGACCGUCUUGCCGAAGAGGGCGUCCAUCGAGGGUUUUGACGAGUACUUCACCAGCCGGACGCUGCAGAAUAACCGCAGGAACAUCUGGUUUGCCGAGUUCUGGGAGGAUGACUUCGCCUGUACCCUGACCAUCCCCCAGGGACGGCACCAUCGCGGUGUCAACAAGUGUACAGGUCAGGAGCAGAUCGGCCUGGACUCGGCCUACGAGCAGGAGGGGAAGGUGCAGUUCGUCAUUGACGCUGUCUACGCCAUGGCGCACGCCCUGCACAACCUGCAGCGCGACGUGUGCGCGGGGGCCACCGGGCUCUGCGCCAACAUGGACGCCAUUGACGGCAAAACGCUCCUGGAAUACAUUCGCGCCGUCAACUUCAACGGGAGUGCCGGGACGUCAGUGAUGUUCAACGAGAACGGCGACGCACCGGGGCGUUAUCACAUCUUCCAGUAUCACCACACCAACACCAGCACUCCAGGGUACAAGGUCAUCGGGCAAUGGACAGACCAGCUCAGGAUGAAUCUGGAGGAGAUGCAGUGGGGCGGAGGGGGUAGAGGGAUCCCGACGUCGGUGUGCAGUUUGCCGUGCCAGGCUGGUGAGAGGAAGAAGAUGGUGAAGGGGGUGCCGUGCUGCUGGCACUGCGAGCUCUGCGACGGUUACCGCUACCAGAUCAGCGAGUCCGAGUGCGCCCCGUGCCCCCUGGACAUGAGGCCGGGCCGCAACCGCACCGGCUGCGUGCCCACCCCAGUGGCCAAGCUGGAGUGGCACUCCGCCUGGGCGGCGGUGCCCGUGGCCCUGGCCGGGCUGGGCGUGCUGUCAACCGGCGCCACCGCCCUGGUGUUCGCCCGCCACCGGCACACCCCCAUCGUCCGCGCCUCCGGCCGGGAGCUGAGCGGCGUGCUGCUCUGCGGGAUCUUCCUGAGCCACGCCACCGCCUUCCUGAUGGUGGCGGAGCCGGGCGCCGCCGUCUGCGCCCUGCGGCGCCUCCUGCUGGGCCUGGGCACCGCCAUCACCUACUCGGCCCUGCUGACCAAGACCAACCGCAUCUACCGCAUCUUCGAGAGGGGCAAGCGCUCGGUGACGCCGCCCCGGUUCAUCAGCCCGGCCUCCCAGCUGGUCAUCACCGCGGCGCUGGUCUCCGUGCAGCUGCUGGGGGUCGCGGUCUGGCUGGGGGUCCGGCCACCGCACGCCACCGUGGAUUACGAGGAGCAGCGGCCGCCGGAGCCGGAACGGGCGCGCGGGCUCCUCAAGUGCGAUAUGUCGGAGCUCUCCAUCCUCGGUUGCCUCGGCUACAGCCUGCUCCUGAUGGUCACCUGCACCGUCUACGCCAUCAAGAGCCGCGGCGUCCCCGAGACCUUCAACGAGGCCAAGCCCAUCGGCUUCACCAUGUACACCACCUGCAUCAUCUGGCUCGCCUUCGUCCCCAUCUUCUUUGGCACAGCCGGCUCCGCGGAGAAGAUGUACAUCCAGACCACGACGCUGACCGUCUCCAUGAGCCUGAGCGCCUUCGUUUGCCUGGGGAUGCUCUACCUGCCCAAGGUCUACGUCAUCGUACUCCACCCGGAGCAGAACGUCCAGCGGCGCAAACGCAGCUUCAAGGCCGCGGCCACCAUGGCUAGCGUCGCCUCGCGCCUCUCCCAGCGCUCGCACAACGAGAGAGAUGGAGACACACAGAUAGUGACAGAGAGAUACAGAGAGAUGGUGUGUGUGAGAGAGAGAGAGAGAGGGAGACACAGAUAGUGACAGAGAGAUACAGAGAGAGAUGGUGUGUGUGUGAGAGAGAGAGAGAUGGAGACCCAGAUAGUGACAGAGAGAUACAGAGAGAUGGUGUGUGUGUGAGAGAGAGGGAGACCCAGAUAGUGACAGAGAGAUAGAGAGAGAUGGUGUGUGUGUGUGAGAGAGAGAGAUGGAAACACAGAUAGUGACAGAGAGAUACAGAGAGAGAUGGUGUGUGUGUGUGAGAGAGAGAGAUGGAGACACAGAUAGUGACAGAGAGAUACAGAGAGAGAUGGUGUGUGUGUGAGAGAGAGAGAGAUGGAGACCCAGAUAGUGACAGAGAGAUACAGAGAGAUGGUGUGUGUGUGAGAGAGAGGGAGACCCAGAUAGUGACAGAGAGAUAGAGAGAGAUGGUGUGUGUGUGUGAGAGAGAGAGAUGGAAACACAGAUAGUGACAGAGAGAUACAGAGAGAGA
This is a messenger RNA of Hemiscyllium ocellatum (epaulette shark), 2965 nucleotides long. Its product is annotated as metabotropic glutamate receptor 6-like. Gene Ontology annotation, molecular function: adenylate cyclase inhibiting G protein-coupled glutamate receptor activity. NCBI's taxonomy places the organism in Eukaryota, Metazoa, Chordata, Chondrichthyes, Orectolobiformes, Hemiscylliidae. The transcript is spliced from 10 exons. Gene Ontology annotation, cellular component: membrane. The coding region runs from base 16 to 2514 and encodes 832 amino acids. The record is from RefSeq and is a predicted model, not a curated record. Gene Ontology annotation, biological process: regulation of synaptic transmission, glutamatergic; G protein-coupled glutamate receptor signaling pathway.